Drosophila pseudoobscura is the source of this 1053-nucleotide messenger RNA. RefSeq lists its product as uncharacterized. The coding region runs from base 1 to 555 and encodes 184 amino acids. The transcript has 5 exons. Lineage: Eukaryota; Metazoa; Arthropoda; Insecta; Diptera; Drosophilidae. The record is from RefSeq and is a predicted model, not a curated record.
AUGGGUUACCGAACACCCCGACUAGUGUGGGCGGCACACUUUUCGCCCACACGGGACGACGACAGUGGUAGCCGUAUCAGUUACCAAUCAGUCGGUCUGGAGUGUGGUGAGACCAUACCACAGCCACAGACGGGCACAUUACCAGCUGAUAGAGCACAGUGUGACCGUAGCGAAAAAGCCAAUGGGCACACUCCAAUCGGAGCCAGCAUCCGAGGCUUUGGCCUGAAGUUCUCCGUGUCCUUCGCCGCUCUGGAGGUUUUCCCAUUUAAAAUAAGCUGGCGCAUAUUAUUUUUCAGGGCUCCCUCAGGUGUUUGGGUGUUGCCAGAUGGAUACUGCAUCUACGAUCGCGUGCAUCGCGCCAGCAGAUGCUACCUGCACACUCUACGACGUACGACCUCUAUUCGCCGAGACCCUCUCUGGCCACAAGCUGAUAUGCCUCGAUCUCCUCCUCUUAGCAGCAGGUUGCCCCCUUCGGAUGCCAGAAAUACCUCUGGCGUGACCGUGGACACCGUUAUGACCACCAUCGCUUACCUGGAGGGUGACGCAUCCUUCUAAUCCAGGAACCUGACCGGUUGACAACGCGAACUCUCGGCUCCUGCGCCCCUGAUUCCAAUCGCGUGAGGCUGUGUCAUUUGGCCUGGGCGACAUUUGGGUCCAGGCACUGCCAUGGCAAUCUGCCUUACGUCCCACGCUGCUUUCUCCGCCUUUCCAGUCCGCUCUCCGUCGGCACCUCCUCCCCAUCCUCUCGGGAGGUUCAAGGGAUGUCUUCUUGGCUCAACUGACGAAACCACUGGCUGCUACUGACAUGCUACUGGCCAUAGCCAUGAUGCCACUGCUGUGUCGCUAAGUCGACAAUGUGGUGUCCCGUCCGUUGCAGCAUGGACAAGUGAUCAACGGCUCACGCGCACGGAAAAUAUUGUGAGCAACCCCCCAUUCACACGCCAUCGAAUCAAACGCUGGGCUUAGAGACGCAGGACUAAUGUACCCUUGGAUUUGCCUCGAGCCGAGUCGUACCACCACAGUCCUAUCAGACAGCAGGACAGAAGCGAACCC